Messenger RNA from Electrophorus electricus (electric eel), 1570 nucleotides. RefSeq names its product four and a half LIM domains 1a (gene fhl1a). The record is from RefSeq and is a predicted model, not a curated record. NCBI's taxonomy places the organism in Eukaryota, Metazoa, Chordata, Actinopteri, Gymnotiformes, Gymnotidae. Gene Ontology annotation, biological process: muscle organ development. Gene Ontology annotation, molecular function: transmembrane transporter binding.
UAAGAUCCGUUCCCUGCCACUCUGCGGAUACCUUUUUGUGCCAUCCCUCUCCUUCAUUCAGGAUCUUCUGUACUUUUCUAGAAUCCAAAUAUGACUUUCUACAGGCACUCAGGGCCACGCAGCUAUCUCAGCUCCACCAUGACAGAGCGCUUUGACUGCUUCUACUGCAGAGACAACCUGCAAGGCAAGAAGUACGUGCAGAAGGACGACAAACACGUGUGCGUGCGUUGCUUCGACAAGCUGUGCGCCAACACCUGCGCAGACUGCCGUCGGCCGAUCGGUGUUGACUCGAAGGAACUGACCCAUAAGAAUCGCCACUGGCACGAGACCUGCUUCCGCUGUGCCAAAUGCUACAAGCCACUGGCAAAUGAGCCUUUUGCGCCACGAGAUGACGGCAAGGUCAUGUGUGAGAAGUGCGGGGCUCGCGAGGACUCCCCGCGCUGCCAGGGCUGCUACAAAGUCAUCAUGCCGGGGGCUAAGAAUGUGGAGUAUAAGCACAAAGUGUGGCAUGAGGAGUGCUUCAACUGCUUUGAGUGCAAACAGCCAAUCCGCUCCCAGAGUUUCAUGACGAAGGGUGAUGAGUUCUACUGUGGCGCUUGCCACGAGAAGAAGUUUGCCAAGAACUGUGCCGGCUGCAAACAGCCUAUCGCCUCGGGUGGGAUCAGCUAUCAGGACAAGCCUUGGCACUCUGAGUGCUUCGUGUGCCACACGUGUAAGAAGGCCCUUGCUGGUGCUCGCUUCACCGCUCACGAGGAUCAGUUCUACUGCGUGGACUGCUACAAGACCUCUGUGGCCAAGAAGUGCUCUGGAUGUCAGAAUCCAAUUACAGGUUUCGGAAGAGGAACGAAUGUGGUCAACUACGAGGGCAACUCCUGGCAUGAGUACUGCUUUAACUGCAAGAAGUGCUCUCUGUCCCUGGCCCACAAGCGCUUCGUCAUCCACGGAGAGGAAAUCUACUGCCCUGACUGUGCCAAAAAGCUGUGAGCGACAGAGACUCCUGGAUUUCAUUUCCAUUCUUGGUGGCUAAUAGCCACACAAUUUUAUCUAUUCCUCUAAAGAGUGAUUAAGUAGUCAUAUAUAUAAAAACUCAAAGGCAGUGGUAGAGGUUGAGUGGGUUAGAAGGACAGUUUUUAAUGAGGUGCAUCACCUAGGUUAACCAAGGCUGAAACAGUAUUUUAUAAGCAGAAAGCAGUGAGUGAUGUGUAAUCAGGGUAACAUAUUAUAUAGACAGUUAUCAGCAAUUUAACAGUAAUAGAUGGGUGUUCUUGGUGGCCAAUGUUACUAAAACAACAUUGGUUUUAGACUUAGGAAGCUUUGCUUAAGUUUUACAGUGUGUAAAAUUAUAGUUAAACAGACCUUAAUGGAACAUUUACUGAUUCACUUUUCCCCCCCUGAAACUGUUUUAUGUUUUACAAUUAACAUGCGUAUGCAUUAGAUUUCUGGAAUGAUGGAACUGUGUGGCCUACAUUAAACAAACAAGCUUUGACAUAUAGAAUAAUCAAUAUAUAUAUACACUUUUCAUAGAUUCUUGAGUGAAAUAACAUCUGGUAAUAAACUUCAAACCUUCAAA